Molecule: messenger RNA, 462 nt
Organism: Tetrapisispora phaffii CBS 4417
Lineage: Eukaryota; Fungi; Ascomycota; Saccharomycetes; Saccharomycetales; Saccharomycetaceae
Exons: 1
Coding region: 1-462 (153 amino acids)
Biological process (GO): removal of superoxide radicals
Molecular function (GO): copper ion binding; superoxide dismutase activity
Source: RefSeq, a predicted model, not a curated record
AUGGUUUCUGCUGUCGCAUAUCUCAAUGGUACCUACAAUGUUAGUGGAAUUGUCCAUUUAACUCAAUAUACAGAGGACUCCCCAACCAAUAUAACGUGGUAUUUAGAGGGCAACACACCUAACGCUUUAAGGGGUUUUCAUAUCCAUGAGUUUGGAAAUACCUCCAACCAUUGUAUGGCUGCUGGAGGACAUUACAAUCCUUUUAAAAUGAAUCAUGGUGCACCCAAUGCUACCGUCAGACAUGUAGGUGACUUGGGCAAUGUCCAGACGGAUUCAUACGGUAUUGCAGAAGGUUUUAUCUUAGAUGAUGAGAUUAAAUUAUUUGGUGCAAAUAGCGUCCUUGGAAGAACGUUAGUUAUCCACUCAGGAACUGAUGAUCUAGGACUGGGAAAUAACCCAGAAUCAUUGAUAAAUGGUAACUCCGGUCCAAGAGCAGCUUGUGGAAUUAUUAAUAUCCUAUAA